Malassezia vespertilionis is the source of this 594-nucleotide messenger RNA. RefSeq lists its product as uncharacterized. Gene Ontology annotation, biological process: tRNA threonylcarbamoyladenosine modification; telomere maintenance via recombination. The coding region runs from base 1 to 594 and encodes 197 amino acids. Gene Ontology annotation, cellular component: EKC/KEOPS complex; cytosol; nucleus. The record is from RefSeq and is a predicted model, not a curated record. NCBI's taxonomy places the organism in Eukaryota, Fungi, Basidiomycota, Malasseziomycetes, Malasseziales, Malasseziaceae. The transcript is spliced from 2 exons.
AUGGAGACGCUGUGCCUGCCGGCUACCUUCCCUGGGCCGUACCGGUGCAUACAUAUUGCUCAGUUUGAGAAUGUCAAAAAUGGAGAGGCGUUGCGGGAAGCGCUGAUUUCCGCAUCAAAGACGCCGGAGCAUUCCGAGGCGCGGCAGAAAAUGGACUAUGCAUUCCUGGAUGCACGGUGCCUCGUGAGCAAGCAUCAAAUUCAUACUGCCUGUGUAGAGGCCAUUGUUGCCUCUUUGCGCAUAAAUGCGCGUGAUGGAGGUGUUAUGGGGCUCAAGACACCGUCGAUCCAUUCCGAGAUCCUCUGGACACUGAAUCCGAAUAACAAUAUCGCCGAUGCAUUGCGCCGCUUUGGGGUCAGCGGUGCGACCAAGACGCUUCUGCUUGUGCAUGUCUGCGCAUCUGCGCCAGAAGGGAAAGAGUUACAGACGAUUGUGCGCGCGAUGGAGGCGCUUGUCGACGGCGAUUUGCGCACACAGGGCAUCUCCCUGGCGCUCGAUCCACACAGCGCAUCAACACUGCUACCGCCGCCAGAGCCCAACUGGAAGGAAAUUAAAAUGAUGUACAAGCUACAAGAUUCACCCGCCCACUCGUGA